ACAGUAUUCAAUACCCCUGAUUAUGCUAUAAAUACGAGUGUCAAAAUUGAUGCUUUAUCAGUACGAGGUGUGACCCAAUACAGACUUCAUCGAUUACUUUGUAUAAUAUCAAGAUGCUAAAACUAGCAGUAUUAAUGGUGGCAGUAGCCGCUGCCGUGGCUAAACCCGGUAUGAUGCUUGGUCUAGAUGAAGAAUGGGAUAUUUUCAAAAGACAGCAUGGAAAAUUGUAUGAAGGACAAAUUGAAACCUAUAGACGAGGCGUCUGGGAGAAGAAUGUCGCGUUCAUCCAGUCUCACAACCUACAAGCUGAUCGUGGUGUCCAUUCCUUCAGACUUGGUAUGAACCAUCUAGGGGAUUUGACCCGUGAAGAAAUCAACAAAAUGCUAAAUGGUUACACCAUGAAAACAUCCGAGAACAUCGGUGCAACCUUCAUGGCCCCAUCAAAUGUUGGAGACCUCCCAACUGAAGUUGAUUGGAGAAAAGAAGGUUAUGUUACACCAAUCAAAAACCAGGGACAAUGUGGAUCAUGUUGGUCAUUUUCUGCUACCGGAAGUUUGGAAGGCCAGACAUUCAAGAAAACAGGAAAACUUGUUUCUUUGUCAGAACAAAAUUUAGUUGACUGUUCCGGAAAAGAAGGUAAUCAAGGUUGUGCUGGUGGUUUAAUGGACCAGGCUUUCCAAUAUAUUAAACAGAACAGAGGUAUUGAUACAGAAGCCAGUUACCCAUACACCGCUAAGGAUGGUACUUGUCACUUUAGCCGAGCUAACGUUGGAUCAACUGAUGUUGGUUUCACCGAUAUACCACGUGACAGUGAAUCCUCCCUGCAACAAGCCGUGGCUACAGUUGGCCCUGUCUCAGUAGCCAUUGACGCUAGCAGAUCAACCUUCCAUUUCUAUAAAUCUGGUGUUUAUAACGAUCCUGAAUGCAGCUCCACCAAGCUUGACCACGGUGUAUUAGCUGUUGGAUAUGGUACUUCACAGGGCAGUGAUUACUGGCUCGUCAAGAACAGUUGGGGUACAAUGUGGGGUCUGGAAGGUUAUAUACAGAUGUCCAGAAACCAGGACAACCAAUGUGGUAUUGCUACAGUCGCCAGUUACCCUCUAGUCUAAAUACCAGCAUCACUUAAUCUCAACUGCGUCAUCAUGUACAUCUUUUUGUUGUUUUUUUUGUCCCGAAUUCAAACAUUUGUAAAAUAAAGAUUCAUUUCUCGUAAAAUAUCGUCUUUUUGUAAAAUGUUAUUAAUCAUGAAGCCGCGUUCGAUCCCGAUGUUGACAGAGAAAUUCUUCAAGGUUUUCCGGAGUGGUCCCCCAUGUCAAUGGUGCAGGCCAGAAUCAAUGACAAGGGGCAACGUUUAGUCGUUCGGAUGGGAUGAAACUUGGGCUCCACUGUGCACGUAAAAGAUCCCUUUGCUGUUGGAAUUUGAUACAAUUUCUAUAUGGCGUAUCCCCGUCUUCAUUAGCCCCGUCGGCGCAGAACAGUAGGACGUUAAACCCAAUUUCAUUUCAUUUCGUUAUUAAUCAUAAGACACCAUCAUUCUUAUAUAUAGA
Molecule: messenger RNA, 1547 nt
Organism: Patella vulgata (common limpet)
Lineage: Eukaryota; Metazoa; Mollusca; Gastropoda; Patellidae
Product: procathepsin L
Exons: 8
Coding region: 114-1109 (331 amino acids)
Biological process (GO): immune response
Cellular component (GO): lysosome
Molecular function (GO): cysteine-type endopeptidase activity
Source: RefSeq, a predicted model, not a curated record